AUGCCAGCAACAGAUUGUCAAGAAGCACCAUCUGCAUUGUUUUCAAGCUUGGGGUUUUCAAUUUUGAGCAGGCGCCGAGAUAAAGUGCAUUCUAUGGAGUUUUCUCAUGAGGCCACUGCCCAAGAAAUGGAAUUGGGAGCAUUUCAGAAACUUGUGGCUGAAAACUUUCAUGAAUUGGCAGCUUCAGCUUCUUUCAAUCCCGUGGACUCAAAAACUUUUAGAAAUGUUUGUAAUGCAAUUCGUGAUGGGAUUGAGGUGAUUAGACAAUGGCAAAAGCAGUUGGAGAUUGUUUUGUUUGCAUUGGACAAUCAAAGGAGCAUUGGAGAAGGACAGAUUCUUCGUGCUAAGAAGGCUUUGAUCGAUUUGACUAUUGGGAUGCUUGAUGAGAAAGAGUCGAAUAUGCCUCCUGCGCGUAGAAAUAGCUGCUUUCGUUUUCUUGCUAUGAUUCUGUAUGGAGUUGCUAACCCUUCAAGUUUCUGGAUUAUGCUAAUGCAUGCCCAACACAACUCGUGUUUCUUGGUAAGCAGGAAGUGA
Fraxinus pennsylvanica is the source of this 534-nucleotide messenger RNA. The record is from the annotation of a GenBank genome assembly. Lineage: Eukaryota; Viridiplantae; Streptophyta; Magnoliopsida; Lamiales; Oleaceae.